AUGUUGGCCCACGAUAAUAUUGGACAUGGAAAUAAACCCAGUCUUAUGCCUCUUAGAGCGUCCGCUUCCGAUCAGUCGUUCAUUCUGAAUUCACUUGCAAAAACGACUGAAGACCUGAAAGAAAACCACUAUAAUAUGGUGAACACAUCUUUGGUGGACGAGGCUAGAAAGGAAGCGAGUGAAAGAUGUGAACUUACAUCACAGUUCAGCUCCUUGACGCCAAGACCAAUUACAGAAACACCUCCUCUUCAUCUUGGUGAUAUAUCGCCACAGGACAGAGCAUUUAUUCAAGACAACUUCUCAAGCAGUGAGGCCCGCUGCAUUAUUGAUGCAGCAACAGGAACUAUAACUCCUGAGAUACUAAUUGGCAUGGACUAUUUCAACUCGGUCAUCAGCCUUCAUCAAUCUGUUAUUCGCCUCCCGUCAGGACUAUUUAUGACACCGACGUUCUUUGGUCCGGUCAUAUCGGGAGUCACUACCCACGACAACGACAAUACAGAACAAAGGUGUUUUUAUGAGCAUAUAGUCCAAACGUGCACAUCCACUCACCCAUAUGACAACGACUUUCAUUUCGACAUAUCAGAUUUAUGGAAACUUCCUGGAAUUGGGAUAGAGGAAUGCUGCACAGAAGAAGAGCUCAAUCAACAAAUAGUAGAAAACUUUUACUCAACAGUAGAGAAUCGAAAUGGCCAAAUAUAUGUAAGAUUUCCUUGGAAACCUAACAAAGAUUGCUUGGCUAACAAUUAUAACUUAGCUCUGAGCAGACUCCACCAAUUAUUCAAAAUGAAAGAACGAAAUCCAGAAUGCUGGAAAGACUAUUGCAACAUUAUUGAAGAACAACUCAAGAAAAAUUUCAUAGAAGCUCCGUUCGGUAUGAAUACAGAGUCCAUUCAAGACGACGUGAAUGAAGACCCGCAAACCAAUAUCAGGAAAAAGCUAACCCAGAUACAAUGCCGAACUGUCGACAUACCAGUUAUCAAAACGAAAGUGGAAAGCACAUAUAAGCCUAAAGAAAAUCUACAAAAAGAUCAAAAGAGGAAGAGGAAAUACACAUCCCCUUCACAUUCUGCUGAAAUCACACAAGAUAGAAGUAGAGUUAAGGGCACAGUUAACUCGACGGCUCAGAACGUUGUGGCCGUCAAGAAUCUGGUCGAGGACAUGACCGAAGAUCUGGAUCACGUGCAGAGCGCCCACUACAAUUUGGAAGAACUAGUUAAAAAAAUGGAUGAGCGCAUAAUGAACCGCUUUGAUCACAUGAUGGACUUUCAAAUGGAGUUCGCGCAGAAGUUGGACUAUCUGAAACAAGGUCACGAUGAUCUCGUUCGUCAGAUAGACAACAUUCGUCAACAACAGCCAGUACACGUUCGCCGAUCUGAAUCACCUGGAAUUGAAGAUGCAGGCCGAAACUCCUUUGUUUUGAGAACGAAGGAAACGCUAUAUCGACUAGAUCUGGAA
This is a messenger RNA of Ostertagia ostertagi, 1455 nucleotides long. The record is from the annotation of a GenBank genome assembly. Lineage: Eukaryota; Metazoa; Nematoda; Chromadorea; Rhabditida; Trichostrongylidae.